This is a messenger RNA of Pezoporus flaviventris, 2549 nucleotides long. It is a transcript of the gene P2RY4, whose product is annotated as pyrimidinergic receptor P2Y4. Lineage: Eukaryota; Metazoa; Chordata; Aves; Psittaciformes; Psittacidae. Gene Ontology annotation, biological process: G protein-coupled receptor signaling pathway; transepithelial chloride transport. Gene Ontology annotation, molecular function: G protein-coupled purinergic nucleotide receptor activity; G protein-coupled UTP receptor activity. The coding region runs from base 865 to 1989 and encodes 374 amino acids. Gene Ontology annotation, cellular component: plasma membrane. The transcript is spliced from 3 exons. The record is from RefSeq and is a predicted model, not a curated record.
AACCCUAACCAUUCUAUGAUGCGAAUCAGCAAGUUAAACCAUGGAUUGUGAUCACGACUAAGAUGAGGAAGCAGCAAAUCUGUUGUGAUAAAGCUUGUCAAAUGUCAUCUUCUUUUGCAUUUUUAUUUUUCGGUGGUUAUCCUCAAAGGAAGCUUACUUGGGAAUGGUGAAACCAUGCUGCUGAGCACUGAUGAUGCUUGGGCUUUAUCUGCUGCCAGAAGCUGUGUAGAUGCACUCUCCUCGAAGCAGCCUGACACCACAGAGCUGCCCAGGCUUUCUCCUUAUGCAUUUCUCACACCAGAUCUAUUUGUUGCCUUCUUCAUACCUUAGCUGUUUGUUGACCUAUGUCAUGGGCAUUGACUUUGGACACUGAACCCUGCAGCGCCUUCGGUCUGGUCCUGCUCAAGGCUUCGUGCUCACUUGCACUUAGAAAAGGCAAAUAAAUCCCCUGGCGCAUCAUUUCUUCAGCAGCACCACAGCUUGCAGAGGCGCAGGCCACUGCUGGCACUAGUGGUCAGAGGCGUGGGGUUUGCUACCAGCUCUUUUUCCCUCCUGGCUCUGGGAAAACAGAGGGAGUUCUUCCCACUGUUAAUGUUUGAUCAGGACCUGCCUGUUGCUCUCUGAACUCAUCCCUGUAAUAAAGGAGGCGGCUGCCUGCACCAGCCGCAGCAGGAAGGAAGCUGCAGGGUGUUUGAUGUGAGCCUGAAGCUGUGGCUCAGCCCACUCCUCAAACAGAGUACACAGAGGUGCGUGUGGCACAGAGGGGCUGGCCCUGCAGCCUCCUGCUUGCCCAUCUGCCUCCUGACUGAUUUAUGAUCAUCUCUGUAAACCCAGGGAUGUCUCUGCAGAUCUGGCUCGGAGAACAUGGCCACUUCAGUGCGGACGUUCCCGGUUGCCCUGUGGACACCGACGCCAGCUCCCUGGCUAGGAGGAAACACCACCGCAGCGGCAGAGGCGAAGUGCGUCUUCAAUGAGGAGUUCAAGUUCAUCCUGCUGCCCAUCUCCUACGGCAUCGUCUUUGUGGUGGGGCUGCCCCUCAACUCCUGGGCCCUGUGGAUCUUCAUGUCCAGGAUGAGGCCCUGGAAUGCCACCACCACCUACAUGUUCAACCUGGCUGUCUCUGACACACUCUAUGUCCUAUCCCUCCCCACCCUGGUCUACUAUUAUGCUGACCGCAACAACUGGCCCUUUGGGCAGUGGCUCUGCAAGAUGGUGCGCUUCCUGUUCUAUGCUAACCUCUACAGCAGCAUCCUCCUCCUGACGUGCAUCAGUGUUCACCGCUACGUGGGCAUCUGCCACCCCAUCCGCUCCCUGAACUGGGCGAAGACCAAGUGUGCCCGCAUCAUUUGUGUGGGUGCCUGGCUUGUCGUCACCAUCUGCCUCAUCCCCAACCUCAUCUUUGUCACCACCAGCUCCAAGGGCAACACCACUCUGUGCCAUGACACCACCAAGCCCGAGGAGUUUGACCAUUAUGUGCACUACAGCUCCUCCGUCAUGGCCCUCCUCUUCGGGGUCCCCUUCCUAGUGAUCGUCCUGUGCUACUGCCUGAUGGCCAAGAGUCUCGGCAAGUCCAGCUUCUCCAGCCCCAGCCCCCGAAUGCCCUCCUACAAGAAGCGCUCCAUCAAGAUGAUCAUCAUCGUGCUCACUGUCUUUGCCAUCUGCUUUGUGCCCUUCCACAUCACCCGGACCAUUUACUACACCUCCCGCUACUUCCAAGCCAGCUGUCAGACCCUCAACAUCAUCAACUUCACCUACAAGAUCACUCGGCCCCUGGCCAGCAUCAACAGCUGCCUUGACCCCAUCUUGUACUUCAUGGCUGGGGACAAGUACAGGGGGCAGCUGCGCCGGGGGCCAGCCCAUCGCCUCCGGACCGUGCCCACCUGUGACCUGGCCCUCGUGUCCCCCUCCAUGGAGAGCAUCCUGGGUGGCAGCCACACUCCCAGUGACACCUACGGGACUGGGACAGCACGGAGCAGAGGCGGGUGCUGAGGGGCCAAAGGGAAUUGUAGUAACCUCAUCCCUGGUCUCCACAGGUUGCAGCCCCCCGGGGCUCCAUGCGGGCAUCCUGGCAACCCCAGGUCCCCAAACCUGCCCUGCCCGGCCUCUGUGGGGGCAGACACUGCAGGGCUGAGGGCCGGUGGCCAUGGGCCUUGUCCCAGCCCUGCCCUAGAACGCCAUAGGAAGAGGGUGCUUGUGCCAGGCGGGGCAUGACCACCUUUGGGGGACCAAUGAGAAUGGGAAAAAUGCUGAGAAAUCCAUUUUGGUGAGGCAGCCGGUAUCUCAUCCAGGGGUGCUCCUGGGAUGUGGGGCACCAAAGAGAAGGGACACUGGUCCCUUCCUGGGCAUGCACAGCCCUUCCAACCUGCUCAAUAGGAAUGUGGGGGGACCAGACCGAACCUGGGGAUGAAGCGAACACUGGGCCCCCUGAGUACCUGGUGGAGGUUGUCAGAGAUGCCCCUGUCACACUGCUGGCUUUGGGAGAGGUAGGGAGGGAUGCAGCAUGGGGUACUUGCUGCCCAUCACCCCUCAAUAAAGCCCCUUCCCUUUUC